AUGCAGGUACCGAAUAGAGAGCAGUGGAAAGCAAUAUCGCAACGUUUUGAGACUCUCUGGAAUCUUCCAAACUGCAUAGGAGCGAUCGAUGGCAAACACGUCAGAAUUGAGAAGUUUGCGAAUAGUGGUUCUUCCAAUUUUAACUACAAAUCAUAUCAUUCGACAGUGUUAUUGGCUUGCUGUGAUGCUGACGGUUUAUUCACAAUGAUUGAAACGGGUUAUGCCGGAAGAAAUAACGAUGCAGGUAUAUUCAGGGCCUCAGCAAUGAAAUAUUGGAUACAUCGUGGUGAACUUGAUAUUCCUACCCCCUCACCAUUGACUUAUGAUGAGAACUACAGCUCAUUUCCAUAUUACUUUGUUGCCGAUGAAGCAUUUCCGUUGUCAAGAUAUCUAAUGAGACCUUACCCUAAAAGAGUUUUGGAUAAUGUAAAAAGAAUAUAUAACUACAGAAUUAGCAGAGCAAGGAAAACCAUUGAAUGUACUUUUGGCAUGGUAUGUGAAAAGUUUGCUGUUUUAAAUGGUCCUAUUCGCAUUAGAGAGCCCGAAAAUGUGAACUUCGUCAUCAAAGCCGCACGCGUCCUCCAUAACUAUGUACGAAAACUAGAGGGACUUCCGUACGUAUCUACCUAUCCCCAGGACUGUGAACCUAAUGACCACAUCGAUGUAAGAACUACUGCACAAAAUAUGACAAUAAACGAAACCUCUUCUCCAGCCGCACUUAGAAAUUAUUUAGCUAAUUAUUUUCUUACCCCACGAGGAUCUGUGCCUUGGCAAUGGAAAUAUACUAUUAACUAA
This is a messenger RNA of Melanaphis sacchari, 795 nucleotides long. Its product is annotated as protein ALP1-like. The record is from RefSeq and is a predicted model, not a curated record. NCBI's taxonomy places the organism in Eukaryota, Metazoa, Arthropoda, Insecta, Hemiptera, Aphididae. The transcript has a single exon. The coding region runs from base 1 to 795 and encodes 264 amino acids.